Molecule: messenger RNA, 1304 nt
Organism: Pomacea canaliculata
Lineage: Eukaryota; Metazoa; Mollusca; Gastropoda; Architaenioglossa; Ampullariidae
Product: phthiocerol/phenolphthiocerol synthesis polyketide synthase type I PpsB-like
Exons: 7
Coding region: 111-1067 (318 amino acids)
Biological process (GO): fatty acid biosynthetic process
Molecular function (GO): 3-oxoacyl-[acyl-carrier-protein] synthase activity; fatty acid synthase activity
Source: RefSeq, a predicted model, not a curated record
UGUUUACCUGUCUUUAAAAGGGAAGGUGCACGACAAUCUGAUUUCAAUCGGGAUCUGCAGACACAAACAGUUGCAUUGGAAAAAAAGAUGAACAUAUCGGACCCAGAAAAAUGGGUUGCCCUCACAGUGUGCUUGUGUCCAGCUCCUCAGAGGAUGGUAGCGACUCUAUUCCUGAGCUACUAGUCGUAAAAGCAAACAAUUCUGACCAAAGUAAGUCAACAAGUGGAAAUGAGGAGAGUGCAGACGAUGAAGCCAUUGCAAUUAUCGGGAUUGCAUGUAAGACGCCGGGAGCAGAGAACAUCCGGGACUUCUGGAGAAUUCUCCUGAAUGGUGAAAACCACAUCACCGAGGUCCCGCCCUCCAGGUGGAAUGGGGAAGUGUUUUAUGAUGAGGACCCCAACAAACAAGGCAAAACCAAUGUGAGGAGAGCUGGCUUUGUCAAAGGUAUCGAGGAGUUUGAUAAUGGAUUCUUUGGGAUCAACGACUAUGAGGCCUUCUCUAUGGAUCCCCAGCAGCGCUUUGUUCUCGAGUGUACACACAUGGCGCUCGAAGAUGGCGGCUUGACAAAAGCAAAAAUCUCUGGCACAAAUACUGGCGUCUUCAUUGGGGCUAUGAAUUCAGAUCAUAGCUGUUUGCUGAGUGCUGGGUCACAGACAGACAGGUAUGGGGUGACAGGGGCCACAAACGCUAUACUUGCGGCUCGAGUGUCGUAUGUCUACAAUUUCCAGGGGCCUUGCAUGGUUCUGGACACCGCCUGCUCAUCUGCGCUCGUCUGCAUCCAUGCAGGUGCCCAAGCAAUCAGGAACGGGGAUUGUGACAUGGCGGUAUGUGGAGGGACAAACUACAUGGGCAACCCGGGGAUGUUCGUUCAGCUGAGUAAGAGUGCCAUGAUCUCACCUGAGGGUCUCAGCAAGACGUUUUCCGCUAAGGCUGAUGGGUACGCCAGGGCUGAGGGCUGCGGCAUCGUGGUUCUCAAGAGGUUAAAGGAUGCAAUCAGAGACAACGAUAAAAUCUAUGCCACAGUUGUGACAGGCAUCAAUCAGGAUGGCCAUACGGUGACCCCAUGACCGCCCCGUCUGGGAAACAGCAAGUAAAACUCAUGAGGCGGGUCUACAAGAAACACAAGAUCGACGCUUACAAAGUUGAUUAUAUUGAAGCCCAUGGUGCAGGAACCCAGCAGGGGACCCCGUUGAAGCCAAUGCUCUGGGUAAAUUUCUGAAAGAAGCAAGUGAUCCCCGCACCAGGUACAUCGGGUCUGUCAAAACUAAUGUCGGUCACCUAGAAUCUGCUUCUGGUGCCAUAGG